Molecule: messenger RNA, 1147 nt
Organism: Quercus lobata
Lineage: Eukaryota; Viridiplantae; Streptophyta; Magnoliopsida; Fagales; Fagaceae
Product: enoyl-CoA delta isomerase 2, peroxisomal-like
Exons: 1
Coding region: 48-845 (265 amino acids)
Biological process (GO): fatty acid beta-oxidation
Cellular component (GO): peroxisome
Molecular function (GO): delta(3)-delta(2)-enoyl-CoA isomerase activity
Source: RefSeq, a predicted model, not a curated record
UAUGGAAUUAUGGAUAUGCCACUGAGGUAGUGCUUAAAUACUUCUUUAUGGCAAUAAAAACUAAAAAGAAGAUCCAUGAGAAAAAUCAAAAACUUACGGUUCAUACCAAAAGUCUCAGACUCACGACCAUGUGCACUUUAGAGAAACACGGCAGCCUCUUUAUCCUAACACUUAUCGGCGACAAUCACGAGCACCGACUCGGCCCAUCUCUCAUCGACUGUCUCCUCUCCGCUCUCUCCCAAGUCAACUCCCAGGCCAUCAAUGGCGGCUCCGCCCUCAUCACAGUCGCUCACGGCAAAUUCUUCUGCAACGGCUUCGACGUCCCUUGGGGCCAAUCCGAUGCCCGCAGCCGCCUCCACCAGAUGGUCGAGUCCUUCAGAUCCGUCAUGUCUGCUCUCCUCUCCCUCCCCGUCCCAACCAUCGCCGCCGUCUCCGGCCACGCCGCCGCCGGCGGACUGGUCCUCGCGCUCGGCCACGACUACGUCCUUAUGAGGCGCGACCGCGGCUUUCUGUACAUGAGCGAGGUCGACCUAGCGAUUACCUUGCCAGACUACGUCGCGGCUCUGAUGAGGUCCAAGAUCGGAGGGUCGGCUGCUCGGCGCGACGUGUUGCUGAGAGGGAUGAAGGUGAAGGGAGAAGAGGCGGUGAGAAUGGGGAUUGUGGACUCGGCGGCGUACGAUAGCGAGGAGAGUGUUGUGGAGGCUGCGGUGCGCCUUGGGCAUAGGUUAGCGGAGAGGAAGUGGAAUGGUGAGGUGUAUGCGGAGAUUAGGAAGAGUUUGUAUCCUGAGAUUUGUGGUGUGCUUGGAUUGGUUUCGAAAACCAUUGUAGCAUCUUCUAAGCUUUGAUAAUCUUUGUAGUUUGUACCGUUAGUUCGUGUUCUAGUGUCCGUGCUUACCUAGAUUGUUAUCCAAAUUUGUAAAAAUUAUUGUUAACAUUUUGUGUUAAUAAUCUUUGUACCAUUUGGGUCUGUAUAUUCUCAAAAUAAAGCAAUGGAAAUGAUGCAUGAAUAGAUAGGUGUACGUGAGUUUGGAUUUAUGGGUCCUAGAGGCUGGUUACUGGUGGAGUGGAAAUUCCAAACCUGUAAAGUAAACAAAGAGCAAUGGUUAUCAGAUGCUGAGAACACCAAGUAAAGGUGGCUUGGUGUGUA